Exophiala dermatitidis NIH/UT8656 is the source of this 16593-nucleotide messenger RNA. RefSeq lists its product as uncharacterized. Lineage: Eukaryota; Fungi; Ascomycota; Eurotiomycetes; Chaetothyriales; Herpotrichiellaceae. The transcript is spliced from 2 exons. The record is from RefSeq and is a predicted model, not a curated record. Bases 1 to 16593 code for a protein of 5530 amino acids.
AUGGGCAAAUCCAGCUCGGGCCGCCGACGGAGCGGCUCUGAAGCAGUGUCCAGGUCCGAGCGAAGUCGACGGACUUACGAGGCUGAAUCAUUAGAUGGACGCGCCCUCUCCGAAUCGAUAGCCUCGUCUGGACGAGAGUCCGGCCGCCGCGACGACUUUCGCGAUGCAAUUCAGAACGCCAUUCCUCCCGCUAGCGAUACGGCGCGUUCAAGCCAGUCUACCAAAUCACGAUCUGUGGAAGGCAGCUUUGUGACUGCACUGUCUGCUGAGCCAACUGAGAUCAGCGAGGUUCCUAGCGACCGAUCAAGAGCAGACAACAAGCGUAGCGGCGACUACGAAGAGACGCGUAGAGGAAGCCGCAGGGACAACAAACUUGACCAGUCUACGGUCGAAAGAUCGCGGGGAAGUCUAAGUGGUGAAGAAUCGAGGCGCAAGUCGAGAAGGGAUAACAGGCCCAGUCAAGAUGGUGCUCACAAGGGUUCCAGAGCAGACAGCAACCUGAAGGACUCGACGCAUGAUCGCGGAGUAGACAGUGCCUCCCUACCAGAAAAUCAGUUUCCCGGGGCGUUUCCGGCGACUUACACUCGGCCAUACCGACCCCCCGGACUGGCCACCGAGUAUUACGGCGAUCAGGGAGAGUCAGUUGCUUCCCAGCCUGGCGUGCGUCCCAAUCCCCCGAGCAUCGUCACCAACGCCGAACAGUCGCACUUGAUGCAGCCCUCUGUUGAGCCUCGACCUCCACCUGAACCCAGCAGUGUGGGCCAAGUUGGAGCAGCUGCGAGCUAUUUUGAUAGUAGUGUCGUUGACUCAGACAUUGCUAGGCCGAGCGCUUCGAGACCACCUCAGGACGGGCGCCCCAAUUCGAACAAGCCUAGCAAAUACAACGAUCCUAACACCAGUCCAAGAACCAGCCCUCGUCCUGGAUUUCAUGGACCAAGACCGCCGACCUAUGCUGCCCAUCAAUCCGGUGCGUCCAAUGCCUCCGUAGCAUCAGCUACUACUGGAGCUGCCGCGGAGUACUAUUCAGGUCUGGAUCCAGGGACAAUGGCCAGCUCUGCCGGUAUCACACCAGUACGCCCACCUCCAGUGUCCGCGGCUGGGCUUUCUGGUACCCCUGGGUUCGAGGCGCCGUUGCAGGGUUAUCCUAAUGCCGGGAUGUACGCUGGCGCUGCACUGGCCGGAACCGUGGCAGGCGCUUCUAUGGCCGCCCACUCCCAUGACGAGCAUUCGCACAGUCACUACCUUCACCACGCAGACGGUUCGGGUGCUAUGAGCGGUGGUGCCACUCCUCAAACAGCACCAAUGCAACAGGCCCAUCGUCACAAACGCCGUGGACCGCUCGGUAAACUGAUUGACUGGUUUCGUGACCCUGAGGCCGUGGCACAGUAUGAGCAAUAUACCGAAGCGAUUGGUGUUUGCAAAUAUUGUUUUGAUCCUUGGAGUUCUCCGGCAGACGCACCACGAAAGCAUCACUACCGACGCCGGAGACCUUCGUCGUGCAGCCGGUAUGGGAGCACAAGUCGCGUUGACAAGACAGCGCGGUAUUCAUCUGAUGAAGAGCGACGAAGACGUGCAAGCGCAAAGAAUGUUGCAGUCGGCGGCCUGGCCGGCUAUGGCGCAGCAAAAAUAGGCGACGCCAUUCUCAAGAAUCAACAUGACUUUGACGAUACCUACUCGGUUAAGUCAGGACGGCCAACUGAGCCAACGCAGUUCCAUUUCCGGGACGAUAAUGUUGACCCUGGACGCAGGGUAAGGCGAUAUUCUUCUUCGGAAGAUGUUCGGAAGCAAAAGCAGAGAAGUCAUCGGACUAGACACAAGCGCCAUGAUACGAGCGGCAAAGGGAAGGCUCGUCGGCGUGACUCGAGUUCGUCUGCGUCGUGGUCUGAUUCUACCCGUCGCCAGUCGCGCAGCUCGGCGGUGAACGCUGGUCUUGCUGCAGCAGGGGUCUCCAUAGGUGCAGCAGCUUUGGACAAGAAACUGUCCGACCGGCGGAAACAUGGGAUUCGCUCUCCAUCCCCUCGCAAGACACACUUCUCAAAGAGAGUUUCUCCGAUGCAUUCAUAUGUAGAGCUCCCUACCUCGACUUCGGAUGGCCUGUCCAGCUUCUUCACGAGCCCUUCGGCAAACAAGCAAAAGGGCAAAAAAUCAAAAGGGUUCUUCAAUCUUUCAAAUGCCUCCAGUUCCUCGUCCGAUGCAGAUCUUGCCUACGGCAGUGGCACUGUACGUCGAAAACUCGCAAGAGAGCGCCGUGACGUGAUUCGGCCGAAGCAUGAAAAUCGGGAUUCAAUGAAGGACAUGUUGAAACUGGUAGCCGAGGGCAAUGCUCUCGCUGCUGAGAGCGAUCGUCAAAAGGGUAAAGGUAGGGAAACUUUCGGUACUAACGAAGCCUCCAGGUGGAUGGGCAGUGGUGAGGACCACUAUGUCGGACAGGAUGAUGGGUGGUACGAUAUUAAUGACGACGAUGACCAAUCUUCUUCCAGCGUGGAUCUGUCCCUUGCGUAUGGGGAAGAAAUCCCAGAACCUCAGGUUAGAAGACCUUCCCGCGACCAGACGGCGCAUCCACGAACGACCCAUUAUAUGGACGGUUCUCGACACUCAGAGCGCGGACACGGUCGGACGCACUACCAUAACUCACCGCAUUACAGAGAGGAGCGCAAAUCGACAAGAUUUGGAGUCAGCCCAACAGCUGCAGCAAUCGCAGCCGCAGGGGCUGCAGCAAUUGUCAGCUCUGCAGCGUCUUUACAUGAUGACUCAAGGCGAUCGGCAAUUCGUAAAAGUCCCCCUCCACUGCAAACCCUGGACCCUCGACCAAUUUCCGAGUCGAGUAUCCAGGGUCUCGCGCAAGAUCCCACAGGGAGCAUCUAUCCAGGCAAUGGCAUCGCAACUGAAGUCCCUCGAAUAUCAGCUUCUUCCGUGCCUUUGCAACAGCCGCAGCCGUAUGUACCAGUUGCUCCGCUGAUUCAUGACGAGCAAUUUGGAUACGACGACCACGAUAUUGGUCGCUCUGACUUGCGACAGCAAGGGCAUAAAAGUCGCCGUUACGGUGUUCAAGAACAGCAGAGGGCGUACCCUGUUGCCACACACGGCACAAUGCGUCGAAGAAGAGAUUCAAGCCCUGCCAAAUUUGAUUUGGGGCGUUUUGCGAAGAACACCGGCGCGGACAGGCAGGCUGAGGAGGGGCAUCAUGACCGAGAUGUACCUGGCGAUGCGAAGCGGCGUCGAGAGGGUCGUCGGCGAAAAUCUGCUGAUGCGACAUUGUCAAUGGCAGCAGCCACUGACCAGUCGACAGGCACCGCCUUUCAUGAGUCCACUCCCAGCAAAGAUCCAUCGCGCGACUUGGAUGCAGGGUCACCUGACUCGGCAGAUGCGCGCAUCGCUGAGAUAGAGCGAGAUUUAUCGCGUCUCUACGAAGAACAACGCCUGAUGAAGGAUCGAAGCGACUUGCAAAGGACUAAGCGAUCAAGCAAGGGCGUCGACUUUUCUGAACCUCUACUCAUUGGCAAACACAAGGCACGCCCUUUGGCACAAGACGGAUCUCAACCCCAACGGAAGUCAAGCAUGAAAAAGACUAAGGAUGGGGAUGCGUCUUCCAGCCGCGACUCCCAACAGCAGCGAAUAGCGCGCAUGGCAGCACAGCGUGUCAGGUCGACUCCUUCGCCAGUGCAUGAGGAUUACGGGACGUUCUUCGUUCCAAAAGAGCUCAAAGAACAUCUCGAAGAACAUAACGCAAGGGCAGAGCAUAGGGACGAUAUUGGGGCGAAUGUGGUAGAGAUCGUGCCGGGCGCAGAGAAGCCAAAUCGACGACACCCUUUUGACCCAUUCACAUAUCGACCCUUCGGCCUAGAUCUCGAGGACGACCCAACAUUGCAUCCUUGGCCUGUGCCAAUGUUAGAGUUGAUUGAACCGACUCCGCCCAGCAGCAAGGCCCACAGCAUCCAAGAAGACAUUGUUGAAGACUUUACAGCGGAUUUGACUACAGAACGUGCCGAUAAUACGGAGCUUCCGGGAAAGAGUCACAGUACCGAGUCUGAAGCCCUUUCUGGCGGUGGGGAUGCUGAAUUCCACGACAGCCGAACUCCACUGGACAAAGGACCUGCCGCAAACUCACCACCACGAACGGAGGAUGAAGACGAAGGGGAUAUCCGAUUUUUUGGCACAGCAGCACCUCAAAACGACACAACAUAUGAAGAGCAACCACCUCGGCCUGACAUUACUCGAGUGUGGACUUUGGGAGGAAAAGAAGCAGAGGAGCUCGAGCGACAGCUUCCAGUAGUUGACGACCAACUUGAAUUAAGCCCUACUUGGACGAUCGAUGACAAUGAAGCUUCACAAAUCGAACCUGAGAAGGUAGACGGAUUGGAAGAUAAGGAUUCUGCAGGAAAGCCUGGCCCACAGGCUACUGAGGCAAGCUCAGGAAGCCCACAGGAAGCCAGGGACGUAGCUACGGAACCUGGAAGCGUCUGCCCUGUGCCUUCUGAAGGAUCAGACCGUGGCCGAGCCGUUUAUCAAAGCCCCUUUGCCGAGACAGUGAGCGAUCUAGGAGUCAUCCAUGAUCAGCGACAUGAUGAGUCUCCAACUGUUGCAAGGGACCCACAGAGGAUGGUUGAACAGCAGCCCAGCGACCAAGAAGGGAUAUUUGAGCCCUCCGCAAGUGAAUCCGGUCUCGACCGGGGUAUCCACGGUGACGGACUGGCGCAACUUGCAGCAUCCGAUGAUUUCAACAAUUCAAAAGGCAGGCAUCCACAAUCAGACCCCGAGACUAUUGCUCAUCCUGGCCCCGGCCAAUCCCAAGUUUCAUAUGGCCAGGAACAUUUCCAAAAGCCCACCAUUAUAUUUCGCAGUGAUGCGGAGCGAGGAAACGUGGACUCCAUUCGUGAGCCAAUUGAGUCAGUGGUGGCAGAAGAAAGUCCCAACCCCAGCAGCAGACUUGACGCGUCUGACGAUCCGCCCUUCCAGUCGGCAAACCCUGUAGACGCUGACGAGGAGAACUAUGCACCCUCGAGUACUGCCUUCUCCACUUCGGGAAAUGAUUUCACAACUCCGAGGAACGGGGAUUCCGCGAAAUUCAAACCAGACGAGCGAGACGACCGUGGACAGGACGGUGUUAGAGAACGGCGCAAGAAGCGACGCUCAAAGAACAAGGAAUCUGGUAACGUGGCUUUCGCUGACCCUAAUUCUACUCGGGAAAAGGGUCGUACUUCGGAGCCUUCGGAGAGGGCUUCUAUCUCCAGAACACAAAGCGCGGAUGAUGGAUUCGUGUCUGCGAAGGAAUCUCCUGAGCGCUCGGCUCUACCUCCUGAAGAUGGCAAGCCUUUUUUAGAGGAUUGCCCCGAAAUGCCACCAACAACGGUCAUGAAUUCACAAAUGGAUAUUAAUGGUGUCUCGGGGCAAAGAUCUACGUCCAAAUCAUCAAUACAUGGAGCUGUGCAAUAUGAAGUCUCUGGUGAAGAAGAAAAGAGCGGUAAGCCGAGCGACAGUGGACGUGAGCUCAUACCUGAUGGCGAGGAAGAUGAGGACUCAAAAAAUGAUGCCGCCCACACUUCAUCAACUUUCGCUACGCCCGUCUCUACCCGGCGUCUGUCUAUGAUCAAAACUUCAGAUGAUCAUUCUAGCCCGGCGAUCGUCAGCUCUCCAACUGCGGUGCCCUUACAUUUCCGACGUCCUCCUCUUUCGCCCACCAAUACACGAUUUGCAAUGAGCUCUCCCAUAGCUUCUCCGGGUUCGCCGUUGACGACGCCACGGACCCGACAGGGACGUCCCAAAUCAACAGAGUUUCGUUCAAGCAAGGAGUUUCGACCACUUUACCUGGUGGAAAGGCAGAAUUAUGCAAAGAAUAUGGCGUCCCCUGAAGCGCCGGAAGAUUAUCCGUCUUUGCCGUCAAGCAAAACAAGUUCCGCGCACCCUUCCAUGGAAGAUCUUCGAGCCGAAGCACAGGCUCAGGAAGAGUUUGGAUAUUCCACCCCUUCACGCAUCAAUGCCGAUAUGUUCCGGACGACCGCCAGACGACAUAGCUACUCUCACUGGCCAGAUGGAGAACCGAGGCGUGAAUCACCUGACUAUCUGGAUUCUAGAUCGGCCACCCCCGUUCCUGGUGAACAUCAGAGAGCUCGCGAGAGGGAAAAGAAGCCUAGCUUGAAGUAUGAGUUCCAUUCACCAAGCGAGCUUUUGCAGGAUCCGUCCUCGCUACAGGAAAUGCCUGCAGUGGACGAGGAGGCUGGCAUGGGCAGCCCGCUUCCUAGUGUCGUCAGCACAGAAACUGAACAGGACUAUAUGAGCGCUCGGAGUCGAAGUGUAUCCGCCACAAGAUCCCGGAGUCUGAGCCGCGGGCGAAAGGCCGUCUCGAGGUCUAGGUCUACUUCUAACUCGUGGCGGAGCGCGUUAUGGACCACAGCUGCUGCUUCUGUGGGAGCCAUAGCUAGUGCUGCUACGCAUGCAUUGAGGCCGACAUCACCUGGAGAUGGGAAGGGCGAAAGCUCAGAUUCUCCCGCAGACACCUCAGCAUCAGGUCUUGAAGGCCUUGAGCCGUCUGGUGCCGGUUCCAGCGAUGGAAAGGCUAUCUCUCGUGAAGACCAAGGCACUGGCCAGCCCCGUCCAGGUUCAGGUGUCAUCACAGAGACUGCUGAUGUACCAGUGCAAGACGGGUCGUCGCCUCCCAGUGGCCUGGCCACCACGGAGCAGACGAUUACAACUCAGCCUGCGCAAGCCUCUGUCGAGCCCCAUAUUCCGGCAGAAACCAAUGCGUCGGAUUUGCCUACGACAGCAGAUAUGGUGGAUAGUGACGACCCUACCAUAACUCUGGAUGAGUCUGCAACGGAUCUCAAAGUCGCUAGCGCGCCAGCAACAAGAACAAUCGAAACUGAAAGGUCAGAGCCAUCCAAGGAUGGGGCGGGAGCAGGGACAGAAGUUGUCAUGGCAGAACAGAAUACAGCUUCAGAUGACGAUUCGGCAAGGGUUGUCUCGGAACCCUCUGUGCUUCCCGUUGCUAUGAAGCAAUCGAAGAAAUCCAAAAAGGGCAAAAAGAAAGGGAAGAAAGGCAAUGGCCCAACGUUGGAGAAAGAUUUGGGCAAUAUGACUACAAGCCGUGAUGUUGCCGAUGAGGAGCAAACUGCUUCAGCGGCCAGUAUCGGGACGGCCUCACCUCCACCAGCUGAAGAGGCCCGUUCAGAAGACCUUCGGCCAGUGGAAGAGCGCCUCGUACUUCCGGCGCAACUAGAACAAGGUGAACAUCACGGGGAAAUCGAUUCCUAUCCGGCGGCAGAGUCUAAUGACUUGAAACUUGCUGAUAUCGAGGGUGCUACAAUCGGUGCAGAAGCCGCUGAGCCCGCUACUCUGGCCGCAGAUGCCAUGCAUGACUCAGAUAGAAAAGCACCUGUGGCGACGGAUUCCAAGAUGCUGGAACACUCUUCUCCAAGAAAGUUUUCUAUCACUGACACAAGCCAACGCGAUGCCGUAGUUCCAGAGGCUACAUCCGCUGAAAUGACGCAGCUUGGUGAUAGUAUGACCUGCAAUGUGAGCUCUGACGGAGAUUCUGCAAUCCGAGGCGUUGCCGCGGAUUCCAACCUUCCAGAGACUGAACCUGUUGCGGCUCAGGUUGAUGUAACUGGUGAGCCUGUUGCUCUGGAGCCUACACCCGCCGACGAUGAUGCAUCCGGGCUUGCUCCGUUUACCACUUCUAUGCCUGAACAAGGACCAGCCGAUGGACAAGGACCGGUUGAAGCUGUUCCAGGCGAGCCUACACUCUCUGGUCGAUCUGAAGAUGAUAGUAAAGGAACAGAAGGUGCGGCUGAGCCUCCUGGGGAGGGAACUGAUACACAACCCUCUACAAUUAUAGCACUAAGUGAUUCGGCCGAACCGGAGAUCUCAAGCAAGCCAGAGGCCAAGGAGAUCGCUAUACACACUGAAGGCGAGUCUGUACUGUCGAAUUUUGAGGGCGUAGAGGCGGAUUUGAACCCUCUUGAGCAGGCCUUCCAAGCGGCUGUUCGGGCCAGGGGUUUGCAGGAUGGAGCCAGCCUCGAGGAAGCAUAUCAGGCUUUCCAGCCGGAAUUGAACGAUCUGCGCGAGACUGUCGGUACUCCAUUGACCACCAUCGAGGAGGAAAAAGAGGUUCCCAUGCCUGCAAUGGAGACAGAGGCAGCGAUGUCUGCAGAGGAAGGCGUUCCGGCGCGGAAAAUGUCGAAGAAGGAGAAACGCAAACAAAAGAAGCUUUCUAAGACCUCUGGGGCUACGUAUUCCCCCCUUGAUAAGGUGACCACAGAUCAGGAGCCGGUACUUGAGGCUGCUGACAACGAUGAACAACCUGGAGGUGGUGAGGUUGCGAAACGGGGGCUGUUCGAUUUGGAUGUUUCCAGCAAUGCCUUGGGUGAAUUUUCCGAUCCACCAAAUCCUUUUGGCGAUGACUUUGAGCUUCGCCGAACAGAAGGUGAGGCUGACACUGCAGUCGUCCACUCCGAACCUGCCGAUUCGUCUUUCGCUGAAGCAAAGGGGGUGGAGAUAGAGCCGCCUCGGGACGGGGAAGAUCGCGACGGGGACGACUGGCUUGCGGGCUCGGCCUCAAACAAAAGGGCUAAGAAGUCAAAGAAAGAUAAAAAGAAGGCGAAAAGGCAACCACUUUACUUCGACAUGAGCGAACCGACUGGUGAGGGCGAUACGGCAGCUACGGCCAAAGACAUGGUAGCUGAAGAUGUCGGCUCCUCAGCUUUGAUGGCUGUUGAUGAGCCUCUACAUGAGCCAGAAGACACUGAGCAAUCAAAAGGUGCCAUGCAGGAACAGACCGAGUCAAGUUCUGCGCAGCCAGACGCUGCUCCUCGGUCUGGUGUCGAGCCAUCAGAUGACCUUUGGGAAAUGGGCUCCAAAAAGUCCAAAAAGUCCAAGAAAAAGAGGCUCGCUUGGGCUGGUGAAAGUCCGCUUGGUGCUCCAGCGGCAGAAGUGCUUCCGGCUGCAACAUCAGCCGAUGCGGUAUCCCAGUUGACCAGUGACACGCCCAGUCAGCCGUAUGAAGCCGAGAGCCCAAGGGGGGCCACCGUCUCCGUGUUGCAAGCCACUGAAGAUUCAGCAAGUCAUGAGCGGACAGUGAAUCCUAUGGAUGAUCACCAGAAAGAUCCGAGCCCAAAUGAUACGCGCCUCGGCCAGCCGGAGGAGCCAGAGCUACAAGAUUCGGGGACAGCCAAUACAUCAGUGAUAGAAUCGUCUACCAAAGACCAGGGCGGGAAAGAUGACAAGGGUGGCACGAAUGAUGCAUUUGAUGCCACGGAGUCCUACACGGUCACGAAGUCCUCCAAGAAGAAGUCAAAAAGGGAGAAAAAGAAACGUGUCUUGGGUGAGGAGGAUGAGGCGAUGCCUGACCCGAACAGUAAGCCUCCUGGCUGUUCUCCGCCUAGUCAUGAACGCGACCAGGAAUACAGUACUGUCAGAGACCCAGCACCCCUCGAUGCAUCACAGACCUCAGAACAAGUUGAUCCUACGAUCGUUGAGUCCGAUAAACAGCCAGAUCCUACUCAGGAGACGAAUCUGCCGGAGGAUAAGGAGAUGAAUACUCCGGAAGAUAUCCAACAAACCACGGCUGAUGUCACAGCUACUAUCGACGAUGCAGCAUCAUUAUCGAACAACAGAGGCCAGGCUAUUCUUUACCCUAGUGACUCCACGAAAGCACCUCAAGAGAUCGAUCCAGCCGAACAUCCCGACACCACCGUUGCCGAUGUGGUGCAACAGCCUGUGGACAAUGCGGAACAGACAGCCGAACGGCAGGAUCCAGCAGAAGAUGAGACCUUCUUUCCGAUGCCCACGAAAAAGUCGAAAAAGGACAAGAAAAAGAAAAAGAAGUUUACCUUUGAUGACUUUGAUGCUACGCAAGAACAAGAGGCUGGUGAUACUAUGGUUUCCACAAAUGAGCCUGCGUCGAAGAGGAAGACAGACGAGGUGCAUGUAUCCGAGGACGUGCCUGAUCCAAACGUGAAUGCAGCAAUGACUGAAGUUGGCCAAGUGCAGGUUCCUGGCGAUGACGAAGAGUUUAAUCUCAACUUGAAGUCGAAGAAGUCCAAGAAAGACAAGAAGAAGCGGCGCCAGCGUAUUGAUCUGUUUGAGGACAAGUCUGAAGACGUUCUCGCACCUGCCGAAGAUACAAACCUUAUCGCAGAGAACGAAACUCCGAGCGAGGUAGUAUCAGGAGUGCAUACGACGUCAACCGAGAAACCUGAGACACUUCCCGGUGCGGUGGAAGAGAAAGCUGGACUUGACAGCGAAGACAUCCAUUCACUUGCAGCGAGCGGCCCCUCAAGCGACAAUGGCUUAGCAAACUCAGAGUUCUCUACGGUCAGAGACAUGGUUACGCCUUCAGAGACUGUCUCCGGGAUACCGAUCAGCACUGAAACGGAAAGUCACGACUUGCCUACCAGAGGUGAGGACAUUGCUACGUUUGAUCCCACCACAGACCAGCCAGUCAGCCCGUCGUCUGCUGUUGCAAUACCGAACCUAGCCCUAGGGGAUACUGGACUAGAGUCGGGGGCAGUCGAGCCCGAAGCAACCGAAGCAACCGAAGCAACCUCGUGCGACUUCUCGGCUGAUCACUAUUCUGCUCCUCAGCAGCCGACGGUUCCGUCUUCUGUUCCUGAACUUCAAUCCAGCCUGGCCUCCAUUGAUGACAAUAUCUCAGAUAAGGCUCGCACCGAAGCCCCCGCCACUGAGCGAGAGGCGGCUGAAACCCCUUUACCGGAGUCUGCUACGACCAGCCCAAUAACUACACUGCCAGUUCAAACUGAACUACCUUCCCCUCAGUCUCACGCUGCUGAGCCACCAGGCGAGCUCGCCGAAGUGCAUCCUGGGUCAGCUCAAGCUCCUGUACCCGAGCCGGAUGCUGGUGAACCUCCUAGUAGCAAGCUCACGCCAGUUCUGCCUCCUGUGUCCGAGACUUCACCUGAACAAUUUGCUAUCCAGUCUGAAGCAUCUACAGUUCCAUUACCCGAAUCCCCUAUUGUUGAAACGCUGGCUACCGAGCCUGAACCAUUCGAAGUGCCUCUACCGGAGCCUCGUGCUGAUGAGCUAGCUAUCGAACCUCUGAGUACCGAGGUUGGUCUUGUUGAAGCUUCGUUGCCCGAGUCUCCUGCUGCUGGCCUUCCCAGAAUCGAACCCGAUCCGACCGCAGUCCACUUGCCCAGCUCUCCAGACUUUGGGCCAUCCAGAACUGAGCCUGAAUCAGCCGAAGCUCCUUUACAAAAGGUUCCGGUCACUGAGCCACCAACGGAGCCCCGUGCUUCUGCAGAUCCCACUGUCAAUGUCCAACCAAUCGAUGCACCAUCCUCCAAGUCCUCUGUGGUUGAGGCACAUGUCUUGCAUGAGCCUGCGGAGCCUCCUACUGAACCUUUCACAACGAAGCGUCAAGCUGCUGAGACUCCUAUUCUGGAGGACACUGCGAUUGAGCCUCCCAACGCUAAGCCCGAAGGAGUUGAGGUGCCAUUGCCUGAAUCUGCUGCUGCCACUUCUGAAUCAGGAGAGCGUAACCUUGCUGAUCUUCCCACUGCAGCCUCUGAUGAGGGCGAACAACCUGUCCAUGCGCCCUCUGAAAUUCAACCCCCCGCUGCUGAGCCGGUCUCCGCUGAUCCCCCAAGGGAAGAAGCCCCCUUGGAGGAGGACAAUCAUGCUGCAAGUCAAGACACCAAUAUUGUAGCUGAAGAGGAGUGGGGUUUCACAACCAAGAAAAGCAAAAAGGACAAAAAGAAGAAACGGCAAUCCAAACUGGACCAAGCUAUGACUGACGCCGUCGCUCAGGCAAGUGACAUCAGGCAAAUUGGAGAAGAAUCGAAACCUGUCCUCGCUGAGGCUGUACCUACUGAAGGCCCAAAGGAUGAUAUGAAUCUCCCAGUGACGGGUGUUGCGCCAUCGCCUGUCGAGGAAGACAAUUGGAAUAUAAGCUCGAAGAAAGCUAAGAAGGACAAGAAGAAAAAGCGUCGUUCCGAGCUCCGCACGAUUGAUGACAUGCCUACAAUACAGCCAACCCCGACCGACCAGCCUACCGAAGAACCUUCUUCUAUCAGAGCAGAGUCAGCUCUGCACGGCAUGGAGCCCAAAGAUACACAUACCACGCCCGAGGACGAGGCUCGGGAUCUGAGCGAGCAUCAAAACCAAUUUUCCUCAGGACCUGCACUUGAUCCGGAACGUGCCGAUACCAACAUCGAACCUGCGCUCGUACUGGACGAUCAGCAAGGCGAUCGUGAACCUCCCUUGGACAUAGUGGAGCCAUCCGGACAGGAGAAGCAGCGAGAUCUUGACAAGUUUGAUACCCCGGAAAUGGCACCGGGACAACCGGCCACUGUUGAGGAUGAAGCCAAGGGGGAAUUUGCCAGACAGCUUGAGGACCAUGAUCUAAAGCAUGAGGAAGCUCGGGGUGGGGACGCUGCUCAACCUACAGGUGGCACUCCAAUCGGAGCCAGAUUGGCGGAAACCGGAGCAGAGGAGCCAGAUCCGUGGACGUUGCAUGAGACAGAGCCCACCAACUCCACCGAAGACCUUGUUACAGCUCGCUCCGCGCCACAAGACACCGAUGCUUCUAUGUUGCCCGAUUCCAAGGUGUACCCGGUAGAGGAUAAUGCCCCUCGGGAACCAUUCACUCCGAGCGGCGCCGUCGAAGGGAGUGAAGCUGAAAACAAUCAAGCUUGGAACCUUACGAGCAGAAAAUCAAAGAAGGCCAAGAAGAAGAAGCGUCAGUCACUGUUUGAUGAAGGUGGUUUCGAUUCACCACCAGCUACUACUGGGAAUGUGGAAAAUGCCGGUGCUUCAUCGACAGAUAUAGGAAUCACCCCAGAUCCAGAGCCCCUUCCAACCCCAGCGAAUGAAAAUGCUCCCGAUCCCGAUAUACACCAAACCUCCGUUGAGCCUAAUGUCGACGAUGAGUGGGCAGUCUCCAAAAAAGCCAAGAGAGAAAAGAAGGAAAAGAAACGCCAACUGACAAUAGAUGAUUCUUCAGCUCAACCGGACGAAAGGUGCGCCACAGAAAAGCCACCGCCAGAUGUUGACCUAGGAGGGAAGGCAUUGGAAGAAGCCGUCACAGAGAGCUCUCAUGAAACCCCAAGAGAUAUUCAAGGUACGGAAGACGGGCCGCCAGAUACCGUUAGGGAGAGGACCACAUUCUCCACAGACAUUCAACCUGAGAAGCUGGAUGAAUCGGUCUUAGCACAAGAAGAGCCCAAAACCGACCUUGAAGAUGUUGGCCAGCAGCCUUUGAGCCAAGACGGCGGAGCUGAAGCGGUCGCUGCUACUGGAGUUACAAACGAGGGUCUGACAGAGAUGGGCACGACAAACAAUGAGAAGCAGCUCGCCCAAGACAGUGAGCUUGGUCCUUCAAUUUCCAACGAACCCGUUGGAACAAACGUGCAAGCAGUUGAUCAAGAACACUCGACUGAAAUGUCAGACAAAGCACUUACAGAGGCUGCAACGGGUUCCUGUGUUGUUUCUUAUCCCGUUGCGCCCAAGGACCAGAGACCGGAGGACAAUGCAGGAGACACGUCACUGACUAGCGCUGACCAACCCACUGUGACGACUACCGGGCUUCAUGGCUUGGAAUCCCCAGUGGUUAGUAUGGACAGUUCGGACUCCCCCAGGGGCAAGGCGGCUCGCAAGAAGGACAAGAAAGCCAAAAAGGCAAGAAGGCUUUUCGAGUUUAACGGCAUCAACGCACCUCCGUACCAGCCUGAUUCUACCAACCCAGGAGAUGACAAGCCCGAUGUUCAGACGAGCACGUCUCCUAAUGAGCUGUCGACAGGGAUAAAGGAGCCGCCGCCAGAGGCUGAUGAUAUGUCUGAUGUCAGUGCAAGCACUCGGGAAAGACGAAAGCGACGAAGAUCCCCGCCACAAUGGACCGGCGAUGAACCUGAGGAUCUGCCAUCUCAGCGAUCAACGACACCAUCUCGGGAAGAUGACUUUAUAAAUAUGGCGCUGGGUGUUGCAGCUGGACUCGGCUUUGGUAAAACUGAGAAUGAGGCGUCGAAGGAAACACUACAUAAGCCCCCUUCGCCUGUUCAACAAGGUCGGCCCGGUUGGUCAUUCGCCAAUCUUGCACCCGUCAGCGAUACGGCACGCUUGGAUGCAACCCGAGACAGCGGUGUCCAGUUCGAAUCGCCAGUCAUGCCUGUUGACCCAUUCGCCCCGAUCCGGGACAGUGGCUUUAUCCCAAGUUCUGCCGACCACGGGCCCAGCGAUGCUGACUUCAUAGCGGAUAUGAAGACUUCUGGGGAGCCACUGCGUCCUCCCCGGCCGCACUCGCCCACGAGUUCUACAGAGGACGUGUCAAAAACUCCAACUGACAAAGGAGCUUUUGAUAACGCGCUGAACUGGGAAACGCCGAGAAGGAAACCAUCUCCAGUUGAGUCGACUUCAAAGGACCGAGCUUCUGCACUAUUCGAUUCUUCGCCAGCAUUGCCGCCAUCCUCCACUAAAUCCCGCAGCAGGACCCCUGAGCGGCCAUCAACUCCUCUGCGACGGAGCCCAAGCAUUCAUGGGCGCCACAGCCGCGAAGAGUUGAGGGUGAAGGCCAGAACUCCCCAGCGUUCAGGAAACAGCGACGAACUUGCCUCAAACUUGAUCGACCGUGCCAACAUAACUGAGGUAAAUCGCUCCACGUUCCAGAUGCCAGGCCAUGAUCAUACCAGCGCGGUUUCACCAUCCCGGAAUAGCUUGAACACCAUCCGUGAGGAGCCUGCCGAAGCAUUCUCGUCCUCACGAAGGCACCAUCCAUUUGCCCACCCUCCUGCAUCCUUCAGACCUCAAACUCCACCCGAUGAGGACGAGAUUGUCGGAAGUGGGCUCCUUGCAGCAGGUAUUGCUGGGGCUUCGCUUCCAGCCUCCUCACGUGACCUGGAUGCUGCUAAAUCUCUUGGCGGAAGCAAGUCGCGAACCUCGUCAGUUCGCAACCUGCGCGCCGCCUCCGAGUCCGUCUCACCCUUCGACCCGGUCCGUGCCACGUCCCGCUUCUCUGAGCCCCUCGUCGGUGACCUGGGGGUGGAGAAUACUGCCUCCCGCGAAAGGGACAUGGCAGACGUCUACGAUGGCUAUGGCUCCUACCCGGGCAGUCCAAAGUCGCCGACGCGGCCCCCAAGUCUUCGGCAGCGACGAAGUAUGCAACAAGUCAAGGACUUGGAGACAAAGUUGGAGCAGUUGGCCAGCGAAAAUCGAACAUUGGCCGAAGCCAAGCUAGUGGCGGAACAACAACUUGAACAAGCGAAUUUCGAACUCAAUCGGUCCGAGCAUUCAACAGAAGAAUUGCGCCGCACAAGUGCCCAGCUCCAUGAACGUGAUGCGGAGAUUGCGCGUCUGAAGGAUGAGCUUGCCUCACUGGUUGUCGCACACGAAGCCUUGAAGCAUGAACAUGAGCAGAGUUUGUCCAGUCUACGACAGGAAUAUGAAGAUGUACAACGACAAUGGGAAGAGUCUACGACGGCCCUUGAGGCACUCCGGUCACGCCAUGCGGAGCUUUCGGCUGGCAUGGAAUCUAUUGUGAGACAUGAAAUCGAUACAGCUCUCGCAGACAAAAAUGCCGAAAUAUCGAGACUGCGUGAGGACCUGGAAGCAGCCCGGGACCAGAUCCGCGAACUUCAAGCUCAGGUGUUAGAGAACGGCGCGGACGAUGUGAUCGUCUUCCAUGACGAGGAUUACUUCGAUGCGGCCUGCCAGAAGCUAUGCCAGCAGGUGCAGGGCUGGGUGCUACGCUUCUCCAAAUACAGCGACCUGAAGAGGUGUCGAACCACAAACGAGGUGCGAGAUGAGAAGGUGGUGGACAGGUUCGACAAUGCGAUCCUGGACGGUUCCGACGUAGACGACGAUCUCGCCGAUCGAGUAAAGCGACGCGAUGUUUUCAUGUCGGUGGUGAUGACCAUGAUUUGGGAAUAUGUCUUUACGCGGUACCUGUUCGGGAUGGACCGGGAACAGCGACAAAAACUGAAGCAGCUGGAAAAGAAUCUAGCCGAAGUCGGUCCAACAAGCGCCGUACACCAGUGGCGAGCUCUCACACUUACGCUGCUUUCCAAGCGCGAGAGUUUCCAAGCACAGCGGGAAAACGACACGGAAGCGGUAGCUAUUGAAAUUUUCAACACGCUUGCGAGGUUCCUGCCACCACCGCAGAAUGUGGAGGAACAACUCCUGAACUCCCUUCGCCAUGUCAUGCACACGGCAGUGGAGUUGUCCAUUGAAAUGCGCACGCAACGGGCAGAAUAUAUCAUGCUGCCUCCGUUACAGCCGGAAUACGACAUGAAUGGCGACCUCGCCCGGAAGGUGUAUUUCAACGCUAGUCUGAUGAAUGAACGGAGCGGUGAGACGACUAGUAACGAGGAGCUUGAACAAAACCAAGCCGUGGUUCGAAUGGUGCUUUUCCCUCUUGUCGUCAAAAAAGGCGACGAUCGAGGCCAAGGAGAUGACGAGAUCGUGGUGUGUCCAGCCCAAGUGUUGGUUGCUCGUCCAGACAAAGGAAAGAAGGGCAAGGGCUCGACGAGAGUUGCCAGUGGCGGGAGCCAAACUGACCGUAUGAGCGUGGAUGCUCGAAGUCUUCGGGCAAUUAGUACGCACAGUCUGGGUGCGAUGAGCGGCCUUGACGGUAACGACAACAUGAUUUGA